Molecule: messenger RNA, 1114 nt
Organism: Sipha flava (yellow sugarcane aphid)
Lineage: Eukaryota; Metazoa; Arthropoda; Insecta; Hemiptera; Aphididae
Gene: Prosalpha6
Product: proteasome subunit alpha type-1
Exons: 5
Coding region: 193-1029 (278 amino acids)
Biological process (GO): ubiquitin-dependent protein catabolic process
Cellular component (GO): proteasome core complex, alpha-subunit complex; nucleus; proteasome core complex
Source: RefSeq, a predicted model, not a curated record
GGAUUCAAGCAAAAUAACAAGUCACUGAAAUCUAUUGCUACAGAUAGGAAAGGCUUAUAGAAUUCGCUAAUCAUUAAUAUUAUUUUCCAGUCGUUACGUUGUUUUUGUUUUCGAUUCAUUUUGUGUCUUCUUGUCUACCGAUCGUUUUCUGUUACGUACGUGAAAACAAAAAAGAAACGAUUUACACACACCAUGUUUCGUAAUCAAUAUGAUAGUGAUGUUACAGUAUGGAGUCCUCAAGGCCGCUUACAUCAAGUAGAAUAUGCUAUGGAAGCUGUAAAAUUAGGUUCAGCUGUUGUUGCAUUGAAGAACAAAACACAUGCUGCCAUUGUUGCUCUUAAGCGUGCUCCAAACGAACUAUCAGCUUAUCAAAAAAAAAUUAUUCCUGUAGAUGAUCAUAUAGGUUUUUCAUUUUCUGGUUUAUUGGCUGAUGCACGUAUUCUUAGUAAAUAUAUGAGAUCAGAAUGUUCAUCGCACAAAUUUGCUCAUGGUGAAGAUCUCCCAGUAAAUAGAUUAAUGACCAAAGUAGGUAACAGAAUGCAAUUAUGCACACAAAGAUAUGAUAAACGCCCGUAUGGUGUUGGUUUACUUGUAGCAGGAUAUGAUGAUAAUGGUCCUCAUAUUUACCAAACAUGUCCUUCUGCAAACUAUACAGAUUGUAAAGCUAUGGCUAUUGGAUCAAGAUCACAAAGUGCACGUACAUACCUAGAAAGAAAUUUAGAAGCUUUUAAGGAGACAACUUUAGAAGAGUUAUUGAAACAUGGCAUGAGAGCUUUGAGGGACACUUUACCUAAUGAUGUCAAUCUUACGUCAAAAAAUGUAUCAAUUGCUGUUGUUGGCAAAGGUCAGUUAUUUGAAAUUUUUAAUGAAGAAAAAACUCAAGCACACUUAUUAUUAAUUGAAGGCGAGGAAAGAAGAGCUCCAGUGCCAUCCAGUGAUUCUGCAAGCAGUGGAUCUCAGCCACCACAGGAUGGACCAGGUGCUCCUCCUAGUGAUGCUGUACCAGCAGUUGCAAUGGAAACAGAAUAAUUGUAAUGGAACUAAGGCUAAAUAUUAUCAAUAUAAACUUUUUUUUAUGUAUGUCUCGAUUAAUUAAAAAAAACAAUGGCUAUGA